Lecanosticta acicola is the source of this 3084-nucleotide messenger RNA. The record is from the annotation of a GenBank genome assembly. Lineage: Eukaryota; Fungi; Ascomycota; Dothideomycetes; Mycosphaerellales; Mycosphaerellaceae.
AUGGCCUCGAGCUAUGCGCUGCCUCCUCACGGAAGCCACUACCAGCCGCCUUCACAUGCGCAACACUCCCACCCCCACUCCCGUAGCGACGGCCAUGGCCGCCGACCCGGUCACGCCUACUCCAACUCCCACGACCCAUCGCUACUAUCGCCCAAUGCCACCAGACUGAACGCCCCCGACACACCCUCCUCCUCCUCCUCCUCCUCCUACUUUCCCGCAAGCAAUGGCGGUCUCGUCAAGAAGGCCGUGUCCAACGGCAGCCUCUAUACCCACAGGGAAAGUAGCAGGGAGACGAGCCCGCUUGCUUCGCCGUAUGCCGAAGUUCCCUCUGGCAUUGAUGCCAAUGUCGCGGCGGUGACGGCGAACGGCCACCUUCAUAGCCAUUCACAUGCGGACCACGGCCACCACCACCAUAACCACUCGCAUUCGAAUUUACAACCCCACUCGCACUCGCACGCGCCCUCGAACGGACACACUCACGGGCACAGCCAUUCGCACGACAACCACGAUCAUUCGCAUCUUCAUCCGCCCAUGAAGGGCCGGCCGAGAGGAGAGUCCGAUCUGGGUAGAGCUACGUUCUCACACGCAAGUGAUAUGGAUGGUCGACAAGUGUCCUCAUGGCUCUCUUUCCCAGAGGUCUUGACCAGCCUGCUGAUCCCGCUCCCGUAUCUGUUGGCCUCGGCCGCCUACUGGAAGGGAAGCCACCACGACGAUGGGCUGCCACCUCUCUCGCCGUAUUCGCGCUUGCAAAAGUCGGUUUUGGAAGAGCCGGAAGUCGUCGCGACGCUUUCGUAUGAGAAGGCCGGGAGCAGCUUUGUCGAGGCAUGCACACUUGCCAGUGGGACACUGUUGAUGGUUGGCGUACUCGCAAAGAUACGGUCGUCGGAGCGCAUGUUGGAUCGGAGGAAGGACAAGGUCGAGUCUGCGCCGGACAUGCGCGACCUUGUCGCUCCGGCCUCGAUCAAGAAGAUGGCUGUGCGGGCGCUGGGCGUUGGCCUACCUUUCUACGCAUGCACGCAGAUUGGCGGUCUGCGGACCGGUCUGAUCUCGCUUGUUGCUUUAGCUGCUGGAAUGACCAACACUGGCAUGCUGUCCAAGUCCAGUUGGGGACGUGUGCUCAAAACGAGGGUAGCCUCCAUGUUGAUCAUGCUGCUGGCUGUUGGCCUCGACUUUGCCGGCGUUACCUUCAACGCCCUUACCACUGAUCUCUUCCUCGGAUAUCUGGCAUUGGCUUGCUCCCUCUUCCUGGUACCACUGCCACUGCCAAUGCUCGCCUCGCCAACAAGCUCCUCCGAGUCGAUCCACUCUUCUGACAGUUCGAGCAGAUCGCCGUGGAGCCCACAAGCAGCAUCUUCUCCUCUGGUUUCGUCUAUCAGCGAUGUGAACAUCACUCUCGGAGCGGGAGUCGGAUCGCUGGGGUUGACUAUGUUAUUCUCGGUCAUCCUAUCGACACCUCCCCCAUUCUCGCUCGCGGCGGCCUCCUUCAGCACGUUGGCAAUGGCUUCUUGCGCUGCCGCUAUCCUCUUCGCGCAACCUUAUACUCUCCACAGUCCACAUAGAGCAGGUCUCGGACUCGGCUGUUUCCUCAUCGCAAUAUUUGCAUUUCUCUUCUCGCCUUCUCUCUGGCCCGGGACGAUACUCAACGGUGGCCUUACUUCAUUGUCAUAUUUUGGCGUUUUGUACGAUACUUCAUCAACGGCGGCGCACCAGCAUAACGAACAGCAUCAGCAUGAACACGCCCACAAUGCGCGCUCGCAUUCCCAUUCGGACGGCAAUUACUCUUUCUUCUCGAAGCUGUUGAUAGAUCGCUGCGAGCGGGGCUCGCUUUUGCACGGCGUUUUGAUUGAGAAGGAUUCGAGACGUAUCGCGUACUUCACUUGGUAGGUCAAAUACCAGCAAGGUACGACAACUUCGAAGCUUUGAGCUCUACUGACAGCGUUUGGCAGUCUGAACUUUGGGUUCAUGAUUGUGCAGGGAAUUUACGGCUACCUGAGUGGCUCGCUUGGCCUGCUCAGUGAUACAGUCCACAUGUUCUUUGAUUGUCUGGGCCUGAUUGUUGGCCUUGGCGCCGCUGUUGCUUCGAAAUGGCCGACCAGCCCUGAGAAGCCUUAUGGGUGGGGGAAACUCAAUACACUUGCCGGGUUCGGCAAUGGUAUCUUCCUCAUGCUGGUAUCGGUCGAGUUCGUUUGGGAGGCGGCGGAAGGCAUCGUCGAAGGCAAGGAGCUACGGCACGUCACGGAAUUGUUGGUCGUGAGCACGCUUGGUUUCUUGGUCAAUAUGGUCGGACUUGUUGCCUUUGGCCAUGCUCAUGCUGGACACGAUCAUGGGCAUUCUCAUGGGCAUUCUCAUGAGCCUUCUCAUGGGCAUUCCCAUGGGCACUCGCACGGACAUGAUCACGCUCAUGGACACCAUUCGCACAAUCAUUCCCACGACAGUGAUCACUCGCACUCGCAUACCCCUGUGAAUGGAAGUCUCCAUGAACACCAUGGCCAUUUGCACGCCAGCCACAGUCAUUCGCACGAUCAUCACAAUGAGAACAUGCAUGGGAUCUUCCUCCAUGUGGCGGCUGAUGCUGGCGGCUCUCUAGCGGUCAUCAUCAGUACGGCUGUGAACCUCUGGAAGCCUUGGUAUCUAUGGGACCCGUUAGCGACAAUCAUCAUUGCUGUACUGAUCUUUGCCGCGGCCGUCCCUCUGGUCAUCUCGUCGGGUCAGAAGCUUCUCUUGGUGAUACCGGAUGCGCUCGAGUAUAACAUCAAGAGCACAUUGCAGGAGUUGGGCGAAGUACGAGGAGUUGUGGGAUACGCCGCACCAAGGUUCUGGUUGGAUGGCAGAGAAGAUUCCGGGGACUCGCACGGCCAUGACCAUCACGGCCACGAUCACGAUCACGGACCGUCACAAGGAGGAGACCGAAUCGUCGGGUCUAUUCAUGUCAUCUCCCAUCCAAAUGCAGAUCUGGAUGAUGUGAGGUUCCGCGUCGAUGAGUUCUUCCAUGAUCGAAAAAUGGAUCUCGUUGUGCACGUGGAAAGGGAGGGAGAACAGUGCUGGUGCGGUGGCGGCCCAGCGGCAACACCGCGCAUCACCUAG